AAUAGGAGUUGGAGGAGAUGGACUUAAUCCCUUCACAGAGUCUCUCUCCUCUCCCUCCUUCUCCUAAUCUCCUCCAAUCUCAAGCUCACUUUCUCAUCUCCAUUGACAAGUAAAAACCUUCUCAACCUCCUUACAGUUUUGUCAGUUUUCCCAUCACCUUAAAACAAGAAACAACAACGAACCGCGAUUCUAUUUUUCUUUUUCAUCGCUCGGAGAUUCAAAAGUCAUUCGCUUCUCUUUCAUUGAUUCCCUUACAUACAUACACGUUCAUCAUUUGCAACUCCUUGCCGUAAGUGUUGGACGAGAAAUCUGAAGAAAACUUUUACAGCGCUCUGUUCGAUAUUGACUUGCUUUCCGCCUUUGUGGCUUUCCUUGAUUAGCCUUUGUCUUCUUCUUUCAGUGUAUCUCCAAGAACACAAGCAAUGACACCCACCAACUCCAGCCUCCAUUACCGUCGCCACUCCAGCCUCCAUUACCGCCCCCACUCUAGCCUCCAUUACCACCGCCACGUCCGAUCAUAGCUCCGUCAGCAAAAGGCAAUAACUUGUUGGGAUGAUGACGAUGAAGAACAUGGAAACAAAAUUGAAGCAGUUGGGCAAUUUAGACUCAGAUCGUCUAAUUGCCCACUCAUAUUUGUUCUUCCUUUGUUCUUUGUCGCUAUUCUUCGUCGUCAAAUCGUUCCUCUGUUCUUCGUUGUUAGAUCAUUGGUUCUUCGUCGUCAGAUUGUUGGUUCUUCUUCAGGUUCAUAAAGCAUUCGCUUCUCUUUCAUCGAUUCUCUCACAUACGUACGGUCACCCAUUGCCGUGUUGAAUGAGAAAUCACAGAAAACUGUUCCAGCGCUCUGUUCGAUUUUGACUUGCUUUCCUGCCUUCUUACAAGUUGUUUGGUAUCUCUCUCGCUCUCUCGCUCUCAUUAUACAUGCAUCCAUUAUAUAUUUAUUUUUCCAAGUGUAUAUUGAACCACGCGGUAUAUUUCAAAUUAAUAUUAUUAUAAUGAACCGUAAAAGUAAUAGCUUUUCUGUUGUAAUUUUUACUUUUUUUUUUUGUUCACUUUUCAUGUUCUUUAUUUGUUCAACGUUCAUGCAUGAGCUAAUCUGAAAAAGGUUCACUUCAGAUUGUUGUUUCAUAGAUUUAAAAAUUCUAAGGAAAAUUUUCCCAAUAGUAUUUGAGUGGGGUUUGUUUUGUAUUUUGCUUUUUCGUCAUGUUCUGUUAUUGGAGGACACAUCUUUUAGUUAUAUGAUUGGAUUGCCAUUAAAAAUAUGAGUUUGCCGCUGAAGAUUCUGCUUGUUGUUCGAACUAUCAAUUAAUUUUUCUUGGUCAUAGAGUUUAAUAAUUUCAAUAAAGCUGAAGUCACAACAAUUUCAUAACGACACUCAAUUUUACCUACCACCUUAGUUACACAUGGGUCAUUUUAAAAAAGAUUGUAGAUUUGUGAUAGCCCAAGUGUGAAUUGGUAGACAAAUUGCUUUUUGUGAAAUUGUUAAGAAUUUUUGUUGUGACACUAGUUUUGUUGUAAGCCAUUGGCAUUAACCCAGCCGGCCAGCUCACAUGUAAAACUCAGCCGUCCAGCCCACAUGUAAACACCAAAAAAAGAAAAAAAAGAAAAAAGAAAAAAAAGAAGAAGGGUAAGUUCAAAAAAUGUAAACCCAGCACCGAAGACUCCAGUCUCCAAACAGAAAAACAAAAGAAAAAAAGAAAAGACAACCUAAGGGCUAAGAGGCAUGACAGAGAGAGUGAGAGGCGAGAGACUGAGAGAGACUCUGCCGCUGCCCAAACCGUGAGUGAAGCCGCCAAAACGAGAUGUGAGAGCUUGUUGCUGCUGCCCACGCCGUGACGCCGCCACCACGCGAGACCCAUCUCACAGACCCAUCUCGCCGUGACGCCGCUGCUGGCUUUGAUCUGCUCCAGCCUUCACACUACACACUCAAUGAAUAUUGAAGUUAUUCCAAGAGGAAUCAAGCCUUGAGGUUUUGGUGGGAAGUCAUGGAUAUUGGGACUGCUGACUCUGAACCCAGACGAAGUGGAUCAUUUAGUUGCACAAGCAGUGCCAAUUCUUCAUUGAGAAGGCGUUCUAUAAGUUUGUCAGCAGCUGCACCUGUACAUAUUGAUGAUGACAUUGAAAGUGAGAUUGUCUCAGAGGCAGGAGACAUUGGGGAUCGGGCUCUUCAUAGCAACAGGCACAGUGAGAGUAGCAGCCACCGCUUUUCUGUUGAUCCUGCAUUAGAGAAUGGAGUUUCUGCCCCCACUUCUGGGGAUACUCUGUUGCACCUUAAUAGUUAUUGGUCUCGUGAUCCACCAACAAUGACUACAAUCUCCGUAGUGACACCAUUGCCUGAGGAAAUCGUAUCUCCCCUUUACACAGAUGCAAUUGUGUGCUCUAAAGACAAAAAGCAAGUCGAUAAGGAAAGGUUGCCAAAGUUAUUGGAUUAUGCUUUCUGCCUCAUUCAUUUAGCUGUUUUUGGGAUUCUUGGGGUUUUGACGAGGUAUGUGCUACAAAAGCUGUUUGGUCCCGGAGUCGCUGGCUUGACAAACGAUGAAAACAUUCUGUACCUUGACCUUCCUUCCAAUAUGGUUGGUUCUUUCUUGAUGGGGUGGUGGGGUAUUGUUUUCAAAGCAGACAUAUCCAGCGUGUCAGACUACCUAGCAAUAGGAUUGACGACUGGUUAUUUGGGAAGUCUUACAACUUUCAGCGGUUGGAACCAGAAAAUGCUUGAUCUUAUUGUUGAUGGCCACUGGGUGCUUGCUGUGCUUGGUUUUCUUGUAGGUUUGUUUCUUGCAGCCUAUUCCAUUAUUUUUGGGGUUGAGACAGCCAAGGGUUUCAGGUGGCUUCUAAGAAGGCGAAAUGCGUGUACAGGAAGUGGCACUCCAAGCUCAAGCAGCAACUGGAGGGUGGACAGCUUCAAGCGUCACUUAGCAGUCAUGGUGGUGUUGAUUUUGAUGCUAGGCUUGUUAUGGGGUGUAUGUGGAGCACUAUUGAGGGAGGAGUUUAGCAGUGGCGGCAGUGGUGCUCAGCUAUGGUUGGCUUGUUUUGUUGGACCUCCAGGUGUGUGGAUCAGGUGGUUCUUAGCCAGACUUAAUGGACGUGGGUUAGGCAGGGCUGGUUUGUUUAAAUGGGUGCCAUUUGGGACUCUAGCUGUCAAUGUUUCUGCAGCUUGCAUCAUGGCAGCCCUCUCUACUGGGAAGAAAGCUGUGAAUAGCCAGACUUAUGAUACUGUGGCUUCGGGCAUACAAAUUGGAUUGGGCUGUCUGAGUACUGUCUCUACCUUCAUUGCCGAGUUCUAUGCAAUGAGAGAAAGCGAACACCCUUGGAGGGCAUAUGCAUAUGCAUUGAUUACCGUUUGCAUCUCAUUCGGGUUGGGGAUAUUAAUAUACUCUGUACCUGUUUGGACAAAGGGGUAUGGGUAAUAUGUUUUUGUUUUUUUUUUUUUUUGGGAGGAGGUAGAGCAGGUAGAUGGCAGCCUUAUUGUGUACAUCAUAUAUGCCUGAUAUCAAGUUGGCAUUUAGGGUUCAUUUAGAUACAGUUGAAAACUAAAAAUUAAAAACUGAAAACACUGUAGUAAAAUUAUUUUUAAA
Molecule: messenger RNA, 3572 nt
Organism: Quercus lobata
Lineage: Eukaryota; Viridiplantae; Streptophyta; Magnoliopsida; Fagales; Fagaceae
Exons: 9
Coding region: 1983-3404 (473 amino acids)
Biological process (GO): fluoride transmembrane transport
Cellular component (GO): plasma membrane
Molecular function (GO): fluoride transmembrane transporter activity
Source: RefSeq, a predicted model, not a curated record